Molecule: messenger RNA, 933 nt
Organism: Phycomyces blakesleeanus NRRL 1555(-)
Lineage: Eukaryota; Fungi; Mucoromycota; Mucoromycetes; Mucorales; Phycomycetaceae
Exons: 6
Biological process (GO): protein histidyl modification to diphthamide
Molecular function (GO): diphthine-ammonia ligase activity
Source: RefSeq, a predicted model, not a curated record
AGCGGUGGUAAAGAUAGUUGCUACAAUAUGAUGCAAUGCGUCGCCAAUGGACAUUCGAUUGUAGCACUUGCUAAUCUCAAACCACCUGUGGCAUCCGGAAAGGAUGAACUCGAUAGCUUUAUGUACCAAACUGUUGGCCACGAUGCCAUACAUUUUUACUCUGAUUGUAUGAAUCUUCCGCUAUACAGAAGAGAAAUCAAUGGCCAGUCCGUACUUCAAAAGUCAGAUUAUGUUGUGACAGCCAACGAUGAAACUGAAGAUUUAUACCUAUUACUUAAAGAUGUGUUGAAAGAACAUCCAGAUGUUCAAGGUGUUUCUGUGGGUGCAAUUUUGUCAAAUUAUCAACGUGUUCGGGUUGAGCAUGUAUGCAACCGACUUGGAUUGACCUCUUUAGCAUACCUUUGGAGACGGGACCAGCGUGAACUAUUGGCCGAAAUGGCAGCUGCUAAUGUGAACGCUGUUUUGAUUAAGGUGGCAGCUAUGGGACUCAAGGCCGCUCAUCUUGAAAAGAGUAUUGCACAGAUGUAUCCUAUUCUCUGUAACUUGAAUGAAAAGUAUGACUUACAUGUAUGCGGAGAAGGCGGUGAAUAUGAAACCUUCACCUUGGAUUGCCCAUUGUUUAAAAAGAGAAUUGUAAUAGAAGAAAGGGAGACAAUAGUUCAUUCUGAUGACGCAUUUGCACCGGUAGCUUACUUGAGGUUCAAGCGGUGUAUCUUGGUUGACAAGACACCCGAGGAGAUGGUGGGAAUGGAUACAAUAAAAAAAAUAUAUUGGAAGGAAUGGGAAUCGUAUGAGUCCCUGGUAUCUGUGAUGAAGUCUAAGGAUCAAUCGCAGCUCCCGAGAUCGCCUAUCAAGGUUGGCCUAGUGGGACAAUAUACCGAAAAGCAUGGUAGGUUUUGUAAACAUGAGUAUAAAUAUACCAAUGCUUAUUAA